Molecule: messenger RNA, 1499 nt
Organism: Camellia sinensis
Lineage: Eukaryota; Viridiplantae; Streptophyta; Magnoliopsida; Ericales; Theaceae
Gene: CBSX5
Product: Cystathionine beta-synthase (CBS) family protein
Cellular component (GO): cytoplasm; nucleus
Source: RefSeq, a predicted model, not a curated record
GCCUUUCUAUAUUCAUACACUCUACCAAGCCCAAGUCUCAGCCUUUCUUUCUCUCUCUCUCUACCUAAGAAUCCUCCUCCACAUCUUCUCUUUCUCUCUCUCAAAAAACCACCGUAUUCAGUUUUGUAUGGCAGUUCGCUUGCUAGCAUACGAGGUAGCUGACCUCUGCCUAGGCAAGCCGCCUCUCAGAUCUCUCUCGAUCUCCGCCACCGUGGCCGACGCCUUGUCCGCCCUCAAAUCCUCCUCCGACACCUGCCUCAGCGUAUGGACCUGUGACCACUCCAAAUCCGCCGCCGAGGAGUGUCGCUGUGUCGGAAAAGUCUGCAUGGUCGAUGUCAUUUGCUACCUCUGCAAAGACCAAAAUCUCUCUUCUCCUUCCUCUGCUCUCAAAUCCCCUGUUUCUGUCUUGCUCCCCAAACUUCCUGGUCUCGUCAGGCACGUCGAACCCUUUUCCAGCUUAUUGGAAGCCAUUGAUCUCAUCCUCCAAGGUGCUCAGAAUCUUGUGGUACCAAUAAAGUCCAAUUCAAGAAGAAAACUACAGAAAUCUCCCACAGCUCACAACGGCCGUGAAUUCUGCUGGCUAACCCAAGAAGACGUGAUCAGAUUCCUCCUGAGCUCAAUUGGCCUCUUCCCGCCCAUCCCGGCCCUCUCCGUCGCUACCCUCGGCAUAAUCAGCACAGAAUUCUUGGCAGUCGGGUACCACUCGCCGGCUUCCUCGGCCAUAGAAGCCAUAUCAAGCUCCCUCGCUGACCAAACUUCCGUAGCCGUUGUUGACGACGACGGAAUGUUGAUCGGCGAGAUAUCUCCCUUCACCCUCGCCUGCUGCGAUGAAAUGGUCGCAGCUGCUAUCACGACCCUCUCUGCAGGAGACCUCAUGGCCUAUAUAGAUUGCGGAGGUCCCCCAGAGGAUCUUGUGAGGGUCGUGAGGGCAAGGUUGAAUGAGAGGAAAUUGGAACGAAUGUUAGAGGAAUUCACUUUCUCCUUUGACAUUCCUUCCAACUCCUCUUCCUCCUCAUCGUUAUGGUCUGAUGAGGAGUCCUUGUCAUCGACCGCGGCAUUGCCAAGGUCGGCGAGGUACAGUAGGUCCAGUAGCUAUUCGGCAAGGAUGGUGAGGAGGUCAGAGGCCAUAGUGUGCUAUCCGGGGAGUUCUUUAGUAGCGGUGAUGAUUCAGGCGAUCGCGCAUCGGGUGAAUUAUGUUUGGGUCGUAGAAGAUGAUUGUAGCUUGGUUGGAAUUGUGACAUUUUCUAACAUGUUGCAAGUUUUUUAUGAACAUUUGCAGUCCAUGGCCUCGGGAGUUUAGGAGCUUUAGAGAAAAGUUCUAACUCUGUUCAAGGAGGAGAGUGUGUGAAAAGAAUAGGGACAGUGUGAAUAUGAGCCUUCUUUUUUUUUUUCAUGUAUCAUUUUGGAUUUGAGGAUUUGCUGAUUUGGGUCUUGGCUGUGAUGAUGUGUUUGUUUAAUUUCAAAUUUUCUGUGUUUUAUUAUGAAAGGGAUUUGAUCUU